AUGUUGGUUUCCUUGACUGUUGGUAAGGUCGAUGCGGGUGUCGCAGUCCUGCUCACCCAGGACAAGCGGUUGAUCGAGUUUCCUUCCAUCCUUCUGCCCUCUACCAUCACAUCGGGCUCGAUUGUGGACAUCGAGGUCAAACAAAACCACGAAGCAGAGCGGAAAUCACAGGCCGCUUUCGCUGCGCUACAGAGGCAAAUAUUAAACACCUAUGGUCUUCAUGUCCCCGCGACACCUCUCUUGCGCCUACGCAAUGCCACGCAAACCUCCCUCGUUCUCGAAUGGGAUCCCAUUCAGUUGGCAACAACGACCCUUCGUUCACUUGCCCUGUACCGCAACGGCAGCAAGGCGGGAAACAUACCACGCCCUCUAGAGACGCUCAGCACGAAAAUGAGCGGGCUUGCGAUCGACACGGAGUACUCGUUCUAUUUGGUGCUCAAGACCAGUGGCGGCAUAUAUACGAGCAAUACUCUCGCUGUCAAGACUCACGCUAUGAAUAACCUGACGGGUAUAACUGUUACCCCAGGGAUACUCCCUCCACAGCUGAGAGAAAGCCUCGAAGCAGCGAUCUCACGGAUCGGCGCAAGGAUCAAUGACACAGUCAAGAUCGACACUACCCAUUUCGUCUGCACAGAAGGCCGGGGUCGUGACUGGGAAAGAGCAAAUGAGAUGAACAUCCCUGUCGUCAGACCUGAGUGGGUGGAAGGAUGUGAAAGAGAAGGCAAGAUUAUCGGAGUUCGUGGAUAUUAUCUGGAUGCGGAUCCCAAACAAAGACAGAUCGGGUCGAAUCCAAGUCUUUCAGCGCCAGCAGGUCGACCCUCUACCACCACUGCGCCAGCUCCGCCAGCCCCUCAACAGGCCAAUGUGCCGCAACGGCCCAAGGAACAAUCGCCACAAAGCCCUGAUCGAGAUAGUACCGUGAGCGGCGAACCGGGUCCUGAAGUUUUGCCUACUCCACCCCCUCAGAAAGAUCUGCCGCCGACGCCUGCCGAGGGUGGCGAAGACGAAAGCGAAGACGAAGAGGCGGAAGAGGAGGAAGAAGGACCUACAGCUGUCGAACCGAAGGGCAAAGGCAGAGCCCCAGAUGUUGAGUCAGAUCAGGAAGAGGAUGAGGACGACGAGGAGGAAUCAGGUGGUCCUCAGCAGCUGUCUCAAGCUGAAGGCAAAGGGGCCGAAAUGGAGGAUGUUGCAUUGUGA
Messenger RNA from Cladophialophora immunda, 1197 nucleotides. RefSeq lists its product as uncharacterized. Bases 1 to 1197 code for a protein of 398 amino acids. The record is from RefSeq and is a predicted model, not a curated record. Gene Ontology annotation, cellular component: exomer complex; trans-Golgi network. The transcript is spliced from 2 exons. Gene Ontology annotation, biological process: conjugation with cellular fusion; Golgi to plasma membrane transport. Lineage: Eukaryota; Fungi; Ascomycota; Eurotiomycetes; Chaetothyriales; Herpotrichiellaceae. Gene Ontology annotation, molecular function: protein dimerization activity.